Molecule: messenger RNA, 1920 nt
Organism: Schistocerca piceifrons (Central American locust)
Lineage: Eukaryota; Metazoa; Arthropoda; Insecta; Orthoptera; Acrididae
Product: proteasome subunit beta type-4-like
Exons: 4
Coding region: 116-751 (211 amino acids)
Cellular component (GO): proteasome core complex
Source: RefSeq, a predicted model, not a curated record
CGUGUCUGUCUGUUGAAGAUGCGUGGUCAUUAUUGCGAGUGGUAUUGCUGCGGUGCAUUAGUGAUCACUGAGUGACUUGACUUACGGAGACAAAGCAUCUGCUCGAGAACUAAGGAUGUCCGCUGGCGUGACGUCUUCAAGCGUGGUGGGUCUUACAUUUGAGGACGGUGUGUGUGUAGCGACAGACACACUAGGUUCAUAUGGCAGCCUGGCAAAAUACCGAAAAUUGCCGCGCAUCGUCCAGCUGACAGAACGCGCUCUGUUGGCUGCGGGUGGAGAUUAUGCAGACUUCCAGUAUGUGCGGGACCUCCUGGAAAACAAGAUUCAUCUCGACACUGUGGAUGGUGACACACCUCCUGCACCCAGGUCUCUGUUCUGCUGGCUGCGGCGGCUGCUGUAUGACCGGCGCACCCGGUUGAGGCCUCUGCGCAUGGACGCAGUGGUGGCAGGUCUGGAGCCAGACGGGGAACCAUUCUUGGGUGUCGUAGACCUGCGUGGCACUGCCUUCUCGGCACCCUCAGUGGCCACUGCCAUGGGUGCCUAUCUUGCAUUGCCUGGUCUGCGGGAGGCUGGAACUUCACUCAGCCGCCAGCAGGCAGCAAAGCUGCUGGAGGACAAGAUGCGAGUGCUGCUACUACGAGAUGCGCGCUCCUGUGAAGAGUUCCAGCUAGCAGUCGUAGAUGGCACAGGAGUCACCAUAGAGCCUCCACGCAAGCUGCAUGCCAACUGGCAGGUUGCCCACUCUGUCUGACUGUUCCCGGCAGAUGGCAUUGUCAGAGCUGUGUUUUGAUAAAAUAAAGAUUCUAAAAUAUGUAAUUAGUGUGUAGUACUUUAUCCUUAUUCAGCAUUGUAAGUAUAUUUGUCAAAAAAAGCAGCACCCUGUUGAAUGAAAGCAAUUUUUUUUCCUUACUGGUUUCAGGCACCUAAUGCCCUUUGACAGAGGACUAGAGUGCAGUAAUUCGAACAUUCUGAAGCUGGUUAAAGAAACAAAAUUUCUUUUGUGUGACUGCCCUUCUUCAGAAGAUUAGAAUGUGAUAAUUCUAAGCUUCUGAAAAAGGAAGCUAGAUACCUGAAAUCAAUUCAAAAAUAAAAUUUCUUUUGUGCAACUGGCUUAAAUCCUUUAAAUAUAUUCACUGUAUUUAAUGGUAUGUGUAGGUAGGGCUAUGUUUUCUAUCCAUAGACCCCUAGGCUGGCCCUACUAGGGGGAAUUUUACAAUAAUUCACUGGCAGAGAUAGUAAGUUUUGAAUUUAGAGCCUAAGUAGUGGUAUUUAAAGUGUUAUUUACCAAAUGCUCCAGAUGUCAAAUAAAUGUGCCAGGAAGAUGAGCUCUUACCACUGAAAGCAGUUGCUGCUACAAGGUGAAUUACUUACAUGCCUCAUCACAGUGCUAAAUAUGCUUAGGCAACACCUAGGAGGAAAAAAAGGGUAAUUAGAUCACAGUGGACAUAAGCAGCAAUUUAUAAUGAUUUAUUAAUAGAAUCAUUACAUUACUUAUCUGAAGUAUUAGGAUGGUGCUUGGCAAUAGUUCAGUGUUGACUUGCACUGAUCAAUCUAGUCUGAAUCCAGUGAAUUACAACUACAAUCACAAGCAAAAUGGCCAGUUCGGCCCUACUUGGCAGAGACUGCUGUCAUAGUCCUCAUGCAGUCUUGAGUUUCCAUUGAUACAUUGUGGUUACUGUGUGGAGUAGAGCCAUGUGUCUCCUUAUAACAGCAUUUGACAGCUGGAUAUCCCCUUGGGGACUAUUUCUAUGAUGUGUAGCAGAAGAAUAAAAUGGCCCUUGCUGUGUUGCAACCUCUCAUGGACACUAGCCUUGACCCAGCUGCAUCUGAGUACUACACAGCUCAGCACUCUUCUGUGUAUGGCUGUGUUGUGUAUCUUCUGGAGAACCAACAUAAGAUUUACUGUUUGAUUAUAUAAAC